AUUUUUCCACUUGUAAUGUUGUUGAUGAUGAAAAUUUGGAAGAAAUCUGAAAGCGUUGGUGUCGAUCUGCCACCAGGCCCUAAAAAACUCCCAAUAAUCGGAAACUUGCACCUCAUUUCUGGUCCUCCUUUUCGUCGUCUUCGAGAUCUAUCCCUACAAUAUGGCCCAAUAAUGCAUUUGAAGCUCGGCGAAGUGGACACCAUCGUCGUCUCGUCGCCUAAAAUUGCCAAAGAAAUACUGAAAGACAAUGAUCCGAUUUUCGCCAACAAGCCCCAAAGCAUAGCCUUCAAGAUAUUCUGGUACAACUACAUCAACAUCGCGUUUUCCCCAUACGGUGGGUAUUGGAGGCAGAUGCGCAAGAUAUGCAUUCUCGAACUCCUCAGCGCUAAAAGUGUGCGUUCCUUCGGCUCCAUCAGGAAGGAUGAGGUUUCUCACCUCGUUGAUUCUAUCCGUCUCUCUGCCGGAGAGACGGUGAAUCUGACCGAGAAGCUCUUCUCAUUGAUGAGCUCCAUCACUUGUAGAGCUGCAUUUGGGAAGGUGUGCAAGGAUAAAGAUUCAUUGAUCAGGUUAGUGACAGAAGUCGUUCAAAUGGGCAUCACCUCUUCACUUGCAGAUAUUUUCCCAUCUUCCAAGAUAGCUCACGCGCUGAGUUGGGGGACUAAGCUGAGAUUGAUGAGGAUGCGUCGCAACCUUGAUGUGAUUUUCGACGGCAUCAUCCACGAGCACGAAACAAAUCACAAGGAUUGCAAUGGAGAGUUUGGCAACGAAGAUUUGGUAGAUGUUUUGCUAAGGAUUAAGGAAAGCGGAGAGCUGGAGUUCUCAAUCGACUAUGACAACAUCAAAGCUGUACUAUUAGACUUGUUCGCAGGUGGAACUGAAACAUCGUCGACAACUGUGGAUUGGGCAAUGGCAGAACUAUUAAAGCAUCCACAAGUGAUGGUCAAAGCGCAAGCUGAAAUAAGAAGAGUGGUGGAGGAAAAAAGUAACAUUAAUUGCAUCGAAGAAGAUGAUAUUCAAAAAAUGAACUACUUAAGGCUUGUGAUCAUGGAAACCCUGAGGCUGCACCCUCCAGCUUCCAUCAUUCCCCGAUUUUCGAGUGAGCAAUGUAAAAUAAGUGGAUACACUAUACCUGCAAAAAUCAAUGUUUUGGUGAAUGUGUGGGCGAUACAAAGAGAUCCCAAGUAUUGGACUAAUCCAGAAAUAUUCCUACCAGAACGAUUUGGUAAAGAGGAAAUCAUCGCAAGGGAUUGUGUGUACCUUCCAUUUGGGAGUGGGAAAAGAAUGUGCCCAGGAAUGUCAUUUGGGUGGGCUAGUGUUGCGCUCCCUUUAGCUCAACUUCUCUACAACUUCAACUGGAAGCUCCCAAUUGGUAUUGACGCCCAAGCUUUGGACAUGAUUGAGACCUCUGGUAUUACAACUUCAAGGAAAGAAAAUCUUUUGGUUGUUGCAACUCUCUAUCAAUCCUCGCCGGGACUUUGA
This is a messenger RNA of Salvia miltiorrhiza (redroot sage), 1479 nucleotides long. Its product is annotated as premnaspirodiene oxygenase-like. Bases 16 to 1479 code for a protein of 487 amino acids. The transcript is spliced from 2 exons. Gene Ontology annotation, molecular function: oxidoreductase activity, acting on paired donors, with incorporation or reduction of molecular oxygen; iron ion binding; heme binding. The record is from RefSeq and is a predicted model, not a curated record. NCBI's taxonomy places the organism in Eukaryota, Viridiplantae, Streptophyta, Magnoliopsida, Lamiales, Lamiaceae.